GGAGAAUGAAGGGAGCGCCUGCUCUGGGCCCCAGCUGAGAAUUUCCUAUCAGCAUCAGAGCUGCAGGCCUCGAUUUUAUGGAAAAACAAGGUCAGAAACCUCACUUGGGGGAGAUUCUCCACCCUAGAUUAAUGACUCACCAGGCGGAAGCCCUGUGAGGUCCGGUUAAGAAGAGGGUCCCCCACGACCUUGGGGUCCCGGAGUAAAGACCUCGGUGUUCCUCAUGGCUUCCUAGAUUAGAAAGGCAAAAUCACUGUCGGCCUGAUCUGGACACUCAAGACGCUGGCCCUGCCGCGACCUGGUUUAGCGGUUCUAGAGGUGAAUCGCAACUGUUUUGAAGAAUGUUUUGGCUGGGGGAGCCAUAGCGGCUCGCACCGGAAGCGGCGCGCCGGAAGACCGGCGGGCGUGGCGGAGACGUGUCUAACUGGGAUGCCUGGAGGCUCUUUCCCUGCUGUUGGGAUCCGGAAGGCUGUGCCUAGUCCACCUGCACUUCGUGGGCCCAGCGGAGCAGCGUGGGGCGGCGGCGGCGGAGGCCCAGGCUGGCAGCGGCGGCUGCCGGGGGCCCAGCCAUGGCUGAGUCGGUGGAGCGGUUGCGGCAGCGGGUUGAGGAGCUGGAACAAGAACUCUCCAGAGAGAGAAGCCGGCAGGUCGUGGGCGGCCGGACCCGCAUCGAGAAGAUGAGCUCCGAAGUGGUGGACUCCAAUCCCUACAGUCGGCUGAUGGCACUGAAGCGAAUGGGGAUUGUCGGUGACUAUGAGAAAAUUCGUACUUACGCUGUAGCAAUAGUAGGUGUUGGCGGAGUUGGCAGUGUGACUGCCGAAAUGCUGACAAGAUGUGGCAUUGGUAAGUUGCUGCUUUUUGACUAUGAUAAAGUGGAACUGGCCAAUAUGAAUCGACUUUUCUUCCAGCCUCAUCAAGCAGGGCUGAGUAAAGUUGAAGCCGCAGAACACACCUUGAGGAACAUUAACCCUGAUGUUGCGUUUGAAGUUCACAACUACAAUAUCACCACCGUGGAGCACUUUGAGCACUUCAUGAGCAGAAUAAGUAAUGGCGGCUUAGAAGACGGAAAGCCUGUUGACUUAGUCCUUAGCUGUGUGGACAACUUUGAAGCUCGGAUGGCCAUCAAUACAGCUUGUAAUGAACUGGGUCAGACGUGGAUGGAAUCUGGGGUCAGUGAAAAUGCAGUUUCCGGGCACAUCCAGCUCAUGAUCCCCGGAGAGUCGGCGUGUUUUGCGUGUGCGCCACCGCUUGUAGUUGCUGCAAAUAUUGAUGAAAAAACCCUGAAACGAGAAGGCGUCUGUGCAGCCAGUCUCCCCACCACCAUGGGAGUGGUUGCAGGGAUCUUGGUUCAAAAUGUAUUAAAGUUUCUGUUAAAUUUUGGCACUGUCAGUUUUUACCUUGGAUACAAUGCAAUGCAGGACUUUUUCCCUACCAUGUCCAUGAAGCCAAACCCUCAGUGUGAUGACAGAAACUGCAGGAAGCAACAAGAAGAAUACAAGAAGAAGGCCGCGGCCCUGCCCACACAGGAGGCUGUACCCAAGGAGGAGGAGGAGAUAGUCCAUGAAGACAACGAGUGGGGUAUUGAGCUGGUGUCGGAGGUUUCAGAAGAGGAACUGAAGAACUCUUCGGGUCCCAUUCCCACCUUACCUGAAGGAAUUACAGUGGCAUACACAGUCCCAAAGAAGGGCACGCAGAUGAAAACAGUGAGGUGCAUGUCACUCCGAGUGGAAAGGUCAGUGCUGGCAAGGAUGUGCGCAGAGGGAUCCUGGGAUGUAGCAGUGCCCUGCUGUCAGGAAUGGAAAGCAGUGCAUCUGGUUUGGAAAACAGAAUGGUGGAGGCUCCUCUAAAAAUUAAGAGAAUUACCAUAUAUGUGAUGUAUGUGAGCCAGUGUUCUCAUGGGCGGUAAGUAUCUAAAGUAUAUAUAGCCAAAAUGCCCACCGAUGAAUCAAAGAUACACACGCGCGCACGCACACACACACACACACACACACAGGAACACUAUUGAGCCAUAAGAGGAUGGCAACCUGUCAUUUGUGAAAAGACAGAUGGAACUGGACGUAAUUAAGUAAAAUAAGAUGGCACAGAUAGACAGACUCCACAUGAUCUCACUCAUGUGGGCUCUAAAAGGUUUGAUAUUAUAGAAGCCGAGAGUGGAGUGGUGCUCCCGGUGAGCGGGGAGGAGGGCGGAAGGCUGGCCAGCAGCUUGUAGGUUACAGCUUUCUAGGAACAUUAAGCUAUGGUGCCUGUCGCAGAAGGGUAGCUGUAGGUAGUCACUGUUGUAUGUUAGGUAGAAGGAGUGAUUUUUGAAUGUUCUCAUUACAAAGAAAUGGUUAUCCUGGCAAACAUCACACAGUAUAUACACGUACCAUAACUUCAUGGUCUACUAUAAAUAACAGUUAUUUUAUAUUAAAAAUACGCUCAGUAGAAAUGUCAAGAAUAUUGAAGUUGCUGCCUCCUGAACAAGAUUUUGGUGAGGAAUAUAAAGAACUGCAUUUUCCCUAAAUAUUUCAAAAUGUACUUAUCAGAGAAAAUCAGCUUUUUAAGCAUGUUGAGCAUGGGUAAAGCAAACUGUUAAGGACACGCACUUUUGUAUGGUUGUUUUCAUUGCAUUUCCCCUUUUGUUGACAGCAAGAGGGUUCUGUUUCUGAGGUAACAGUGGAAGAUUCUGGUGAAAGCUUGGAAGAUCUCAUGGCCAAGAUGAA
Myodes glareolus (Bank vole) is the source of this 2702-nucleotide messenger RNA. The record is from RefSeq and is a predicted model, not a curated record. NCBI's taxonomy places the organism in Eukaryota, Metazoa, Chordata, Mammalia, Rodentia, Cricetidae.